Canis lupus familiaris (dog) is the source of this 3443-nucleotide messenger RNA. It is a transcript of the gene SLC35G1, whose product is annotated as solute carrier family 35 member G1. Bases 1 to 1104 code for a protein of 367 amino acids. Lineage: Eukaryota; Metazoa; Chordata; Mammalia; Carnivora; Canidae. The transcript is spliced from 3 exons. Gene Ontology annotation, biological process: regulation of cytosolic calcium ion concentration; calcium ion export across plasma membrane. Gene Ontology annotation, cellular component: endoplasmic reticulum membrane; plasma membrane. The record is from RefSeq and is a predicted model, not a curated record.
AUGCGGCCCCUGGACGGCGCCGGGGCCGCCGAGGUGCCCGAGCCCGGGCUGCGGCCGGCGGACGACGCGCCGCGGGGAGCGGCGGAGGAGCCCGCGGCGGCCGAGGCAGCGGGGACGCCCGGCCCCGGCCGCCGCUGGCUGUGCGGCUCCUCGCCGUGCGGCUGGUGCGCGCCGCCGGAAGCCAAGAAGAAAGCACCCUGUCCUGGACUUGGCUUGUUUUAUACAUUAUUGUCUGCCUUCCUUUUCUCAGUGGGCUCUUUAUUUGUUAAAAAAGUGCAAGACGUCCAUGCUGUAGAAAUUAGUGCAUUCCGAUGUGUGUUCCAAAUGCUAGUCGUUAUCCCUUGCUUAAUAUACAGAAAAACUGGGUUUAUAGGCCCCAAAGGUCAGCGCAUUUUCCUCUUUCUCCGAGGAGUUCUGGGCUCCACGGCCAUGAUCCUAUUGUACUACGCUUUCCAGGCCACAUCCCUCGCCGACGCCACGGUUAUCACCUUUAGCACGCCCGUGUUCACGUCUAUCUUUGCUUGGAUAUUUCUCAAGGAGAAAUACAGCCCUUGGGAUGCCCUCUUCACCGUCUUCACCAUCACCGGCGUGAUCCUUAUCGUGCGGCCCCCGUUCCUGUUCGGCGCCGGCGCCAGCGCGGCGAGCGGGGACGGGGACUACUCCGUCCACCUGAAGGGCACGGUCGCCGCGGUCGCGCACGCCGUCUUCGCCGCCCUGACUCUGGUCAUCCUCCGCAGGAUGGGCAAGUCCGUGGACUACUUCCUGAGCAUCUGGUAUUACGUCAUCCUCGGGCUGCUGGAGUGCGUCGUGGUCCUCUUCAUCCUAGGGGAGUGGAGUUUGCCCUACUGCGGCUUGGACAGGCUGUUUCUCAUCCUCAUCGGCCUGUUUGGUUUGGGGGGUCAAGUGUUUCUCGCGAAAGCCAUCCAGAUAGAAAAGGCAGGGCCGGUGGCAAUAAUGAAGACUAUGGAUGUGGUCUUUGCUUUCAUCUUGCAGAUUAUCUUCUUUAACGAUGUGCCCACGUGGUGGACGGUGGGCGGGGCGCUGUGUGUCAUCGCCAGCAGCUCGGGCGCCGCGAUUCGGAAGUGGUGCCACGGCGCGCAGUGAGGCUCGGCUGGGCCGGGCGUGCGCAGCGUGGGCUCGCGUCCCGCACACCCCACGCGUGCGCACGCCAGAAGCAGCAUUUCCCUCACUGAUCAUACUUAAUAAGUUUCAUAAUUAAAGUGCCAUUUCUGAAUAUGGGAUGUCUUUAAUGAGCUAAGAAUUAGCCAGUCCGUGUGGUCUAGCGAUUUUCUUUCUUUUUUUUUUUUUCCCUCAAUGAUGUGUUGGUUUGGGUUUGGGUUUUUUAUUGUUCUUGGGGUGGCGUCGGUAAGAGGACAGAUCAUUUGUUGCAAAAAGCCCUGCAAAAUGUUUUAUGACUGGUGUAUGUAAUUUCUUUGAAGCAUAUUUUUGGUACUGAUGGUACUGAUAGAGGUGGGAGAAAAUUUUAGAACCUCUUUUAACCAGUGUAGAGGCUAAGAAACUUAUGGAUAAUAAUGCUGCUAUAAUUGGUAUUAUUAUGUUGGAAAUUCAUUUGAAACCUAAUUCCACUUAGGAGGCCAAAGCUGAAACUUGGAAAAGGUGCCUACUUAAUGGUGUUAAUAAUACAAAUCAGCCUUAUUUUCAAGGCUUUUAUAAUGAUUAUUAUUCUUUUAACCCAUAUGAGUGCCUUUUCAUUUUGAUGCCAGAAUUUUUUAUAUGUAAAGUUAAAAAACAUUUUUGAUCACCCCGUUUGACUGGUUUUCUGUUUCAGUGGCAUUCAUGAUGGUAGUAGCUCUGUCAUUCUGUAAUUUUAAGUUGUCCUCUGUUUUUUUGAAACUGCACUACAUUUUUCUUCACUUUCUAAGAUUUCAGGUCUUUAAACCACAAGAGAAAUCUUGGCAUAACCAGUGUGCACAUUUCCAUCCUGAAGUAUUUUCCCCUCACUAGAAAUGUGAUUUUCUAUAACUUCUCUUUGAAUUUAUAGUAUGAUGCCAAAUAAAAUUUUCUCAGGAUUUUAUUAGGUUGAACCAUAUGAAAUUGCUGAAAUUUUACCAUUUUAACUAACAAAAACCAUAGUUUCUUAUGGUUCACCCUAAUAGAUACCUCCCUUACCUUCUUUACACCAAAUAUUUAGAACACUGUGGCAUAUAUUUUUUUAAAACAACUUUUUAAAAAAUACGGUGAUCCUCUUAAACUUAUUUUUAUAGUCUUUUUCCCUUAUGGAAUUAUAUAUAAUAGUGUUUCAUGUUAUUUGUUAAAUGUAAAGACCUGUGAAUCCAUGGUUGAUUGACUUUUGUAGUUGCUUGAUUAGGAAAAAAAAAAAAAAAUCACUGUUAAGUUCUAGUAUAUCAGUAUGUUAUUAAAUGUCAAUGCUGCACCAUGACACUAACUUCAUGAAUUCAAACAACAUUUUAUAUCUGGAACUUCAUCAGGCCAAUACUCUGCAGUUAAAGAGAGAAUAUAAUAUUUAAGAAAGCUUGGGAGGUUGAUCGGGAAGUAGAGAGUACACACAAAUGAUUCUUUUUCACAAUAAACCCUUUAUUGGUGAAGCUAUGAUGGUUUCCAACUCUUACUGUCCAACCUAGCAACUGUUAUUAUCUUAAGCCUGUAUAUUGGAAAGAUUAUAGGCUUUCUCUCCCUUUCAUCAUAAUUCUUCAAAGAAAGAACGAACUUGGCUUCUGAGGUUUAUGCCUUGGUGAGAAAGGAUCUUUUCUAGUAGUUUCAAGAGGAAAUUUUUAGCUUGCUGAUUUUCCCAAAUGUUUCCCACCUGACAAAUCCUAAAUGAAAUCUACUUAAGGGAGUCACACUAUCAUUAUAAUUUUAGCCUAACCCACAAUUUUUGGAUUUAGAGUUGCAGAAGCAUCAUUUUACAAGGAUAUUAGAUAGUUACAAGACCAGAGCAUUUUAGAGCUCAAAGGUUAGAAAUCCUCUUGUAGGAACCGCACUGCAUGGAUAGGGAUGCUGGGGAGGGGAUCUGCCCAAGAUGGGUUUCCAUGGCCUUCUCCUCUCCCUUACUUCCACGAUAAAGUAUGGAAAGUAAAUGACUGCUUAAGCUACCUAAGGUAAAUUAACUCAGGGAACCCUCUCCUGGUUCUUUACCUUGCACAAUAAAAGAACCUAUGGAACAUUGAGAGUUAAAUCCCUUUGGGCCUGUACACUAGAGACAUGUUUUAUUUCAACAGUGUGGUUUAAGUACUUGAAUGUCACAAUAUAUGACCAAGGUUGGAGAAAAUGUUUCUUCUCUCAACUUUUACAGGGUGUCAUUCUUAAACACUUUUAUAUAAUGUCCAAGGUAUAUACAAGGAUGUGUAUUGUAACAAUUAUAAGUGUAUAUUUUACAAAGAUUGUAGUUUAUAUCUUGAAAAUAUUUUUGUAAAUUGUUUUUAUUAUUUAAAUACUAAUAAAGUUAAUAUCGAAGAAGGCUA